CCGGAAUUAAACCAAACCGGCUCAAUCCCUGGGGGAGCCCGAGGGACCUGGGCCCAGAGAGAGGCCUGCCACACGCCCCCGCCGGCUGGCCACCCACCCCACCUCCUAGGCAAGCCAGCAUGGCGGCCAAGGGCAAGGCCAAGGCCCCCAAGGGCUCCGGGGCCUCCGCCGGAGCGGGGCCGGAGGAGAAGGACUUCCUGCAGCUGUCGGCGGAGGAGCUGGGGGCCCUGAGGGAAGCCUUCGAGGACGGCAACCUGAGCGCGGCGGCCCGCAAGCUGCAGGCCACCCUCCAGUCCCUGGAGAACGUGCGCCUGGACGUGGCCGUCACGGGAGAGACCGGCUCGGGCAAGUCCACCUUCGUCAACGCCAUCCGGGGCCUGGGCGACGAGGAGCCCCGCUCGGCCAAGACCGGGGUGGUGGAGACGACCCUGGACCCGACUCCGUACCCCCACCCCAAGUACCCCAACGUGACCAUCUGGGACCUGCCGGGCAUCGGCACGCCGGCCUUCCAGGCGAGCCGCUACCUGGAGCGGGUCCAGUUCGGCCGCUACGACUUCUUCAUCCUCAUCGCCUCGGAGCGCUUCACGGCCCACCACGCCCAGCUGGCCUGCGAGAUCCAGCGCCUGGGCAAGCGCUUCUACUUCAUCCGCUCCAAGGUGGACGUCGACCUGGCCGCCUCGCGCCAGCGCCGCCCGACCUCCUUCUCCGAGGAGGGGGUCCUGAACGAGAUCCGCGCCCACUGCCGGGACCGGCUGCGGGCCGAGGGGGUGGCCGAGCCCCCGGUCUUCCUGCUGUCCAUGUUCGAGCUGGGCAAGUACGACUUCCACCUGCUGGGCGAGACCCUGGAGCGGGAGCUGGAGGGCCACAAGCGCCACGCCCUCCUGCUGGCCCUGCCCAACGUGUCCCGCCAGAUCCUGGACAAGAAGCGGGCCUCCCUGCAGCGGCACGUCUGGCUCAUCGCCGCCAUCUCCUGCGGGCUGGAUCCCAAGCCCGUCCCCCAGGUGCCCGGCCUCUUCUGCGACCUCAAGCUGCUGGUCGACGCCUUCCAGGGCUACUUCCGCAACUUCGGCCUGGAUCGGGCCUCCCUGGCCACGCUGGCCGACCAGGUGGGCAAGCCGGCCGAGGCGCUGCGGGCCGUGCUGCGGAGCCCCGACCAGGUGGACGAGGCCCUGGUUGUGGAGCUCCUGGGCAGGGUGGCCGGGGGCGUCGCCGGCUUCACCCAGCAGCUGGAGACCGUGCCCAUCCUGGGGGCCUUGGCCAGCAGCGGCGUCUCCUUCGCCAUCGUCUACAAGGCGCUCCGCCUCUUCCUCUCCAUGGUCGAGGAGGACUGCCAGCGCGUGCUCCUCAAGGCCUUCGAGGAGGAGCCCGGGCUGUGACCUCCUCCGGAGGGGGGCUGGGGACACCGAGGCGCGCGUGGGGAAGGGGGCUCUGCUGCCCAUCCCCAGGGCAUCACUCGCGGGAGGAGCUCGGAUGACCCUGAAUAUCAGUGAG
This is a messenger RNA of Tachyglossus aculeatus (Australian echidna), 1491 nucleotides long. RefSeq names its product interferon-inducible GTPase 5-like. Gene Ontology annotation, cellular component: membrane. Lineage: Eukaryota; Metazoa; Chordata; Mammalia; Monotremata; Tachyglossidae. Gene Ontology annotation, molecular function: GTP binding; GTPase activity. The coding region runs from base 120 to 1376 and encodes 418 amino acids. The transcript is spliced from 2 exons. The record is from RefSeq and is a predicted model, not a curated record.